Messenger RNA from Lycium barbarum (goji berry), 1560 nucleotides. RefSeq names its product UPF0481 protein At3g47200-like. The record is from RefSeq and is a predicted model, not a curated record. The transcript has a single exon. The coding region runs from base 1 to 1560 and encodes 519 amino acids. Lineage: Eukaryota; Viridiplantae; Streptophyta; Magnoliopsida; Solanales; Solanaceae.
AUGCCAGAAAUUCAGUCAGGCAUCCCUUCGUUGCCAGUAAUUGAGUUAGCCGUCCCUCCGUUACGUACAACGCUACAACAUAUUCUUCCGGAUGAUGACAUAAACAGUAGAGCAGCUGAAGUGGCCGAUUGGUUACAUGCUAAAAUUGAUAUACCUGGCCCUCCGUCAAGUGAUGAAGAGACGCACAAAAUACAAACAAUUCCCCCUGCACUGGUCGAGAAUACUAGUAGGGAAGAUUAUAGUAAGGAAGAUUAUGCCAAGUACUACUGGCCCCUUAUGGUUUCCAUCGGUCCGAUCCACUAUGAAAAACCUCAUGUUCAACCCAUGGAGUAUUUCAAGCGGAAAUCAUUGAGGGAAUUAUCAAAAAGUGUCAAAAACCAGGUAACCAUUGAACAAGUGUAUGCAAGUGUGGAACAAGAGUUACUCAGAGCUCGGAAUUGUUACUCUUGCAGUUUCCAACGCUGGGAAGAUCAUGAGUGGUGUCUGAUGAUGUUCCUCGACGGCUGCUUUAUUGUUAAAUUCAUCAUCGACCAGAGUCCAAACGCUAGAAAAUUUUAUAUGAAGGAGCAUGAUAGAGAUGUGGUUCGUCGUGACCUUUUAUUGUUUGAAAAUCAAUUGCCUUUUCAAGUUCUAACUAUGUUAGCACACGCAUUUAGAUGUGAAGAGUUAUUUUCUUGGGGUCUUUUAAACAAAUUCUUCAUCCAAAUGCCGUUCGUAAGGAUAUCCCCUUCUUAUUCAACUCCUACAAUUAUUGAAUAUAUAUUCCGGUGCGUGAAACACCGCCAAGCUCCUCGCUCUCGAUAUCAGCCGGAGGUUCCUACACAUCUUCUUCAAUAUUGUAGAAGCCUAUGGAUUGGUCAUUUAUUUAACGAUGACGAAGAAGGAGAAGGAGGAGCAGAAGAUCAUCUUGCUAUUUGUCCACCUUUCUCAGUCACAGAGUUGAAGAAAGUGGGCAUUCGCUGCAGUCCUGCAAUGGGUCUUCCUAUUGAUGUUCAUGUAAAUUUAACACCGGGGAUCCAUACAUUUAUCUAUACAUUUGUUGAUACCCUACCAGAUAUCCAUUUUAAAUCAUCUAUGUUAUCAGGGAAGCUGUUCUUUCCUCGACUAACUAUCGACGAAAAUACUAUGACCCUGUUUUCUAACCUAGUUGCUUACGAAUAUUCGUGCAGUUCACGAUAUAAAACCUCAGGGAUCUCAUCUUUCUUGAGUUUCAUGGGUAUGUUUAUUAAUGGAGAGGAAGAUGUUAAGGAGCUGCGAGCCAGGGGAAUACUCCAGAUCAACCUCAAAGUUGCCGAUGAACAAGCAGUGGUUAUUAACUUCUUCAGAUAUAUAACAGCACAUGUUGAGCCUAAUCCACAAGCGUUUAGGUAUGCCAAACAACAGGUUUCUACCUACUGCAAAAGUAAAAGGCUCGCUCUAAGAGUUGCCUAUGCUGAAUUUAAGCAAAGGUACUUUAGUGGUCCGUGGAGUUUCCUCGUGUUCCUUGCUGUUGUUUUCACGGUCAAUAUGACUGUCAUUCAGACCGUCCUCACAGGCAUUCAGACUUAUAAGAAAGACUGA